Xenopus laevis (African clawed frog) is the source of this 975-nucleotide messenger RNA. RefSeq names its product nicotinamide N-methyltransferase. Bases 51 to 836 code for a protein of 261 amino acids. The transcript has 4 exons. NCBI's taxonomy places the organism in Eukaryota, Metazoa, Chordata, Amphibia, Anura, Pipidae. The record is from RefSeq and is a predicted model, not a curated record.
UCCAGCUCAGACUUGCCGGAAUUCUAGCUUAUCCUGUAACAUCACACACUAUGAGCUGCAUUGAGCAUAAGGGCUACCAUGAUGAAGAAUUCAACCCUUGUCAUCUCUUUGAUACGUACGGUGGGAUUGAUAAAACCAUUUCCAAAGAAGAACUGGUGGAAAAUCCCCUGAAAUUUUUCUAUAACAUUUUCUCUUCAGGCUGUGUCAAAGGAGACAUGCUGUUCGAUAUCUCGGUUGGCUCGUCCGUGUAUUCAAACUUUGUUGCCGUUGAUUACUUCAAAAAUAUCAUAUUGCUGGAAUCUUCAGACUGCUGUAUAAAUGCCAAGGAGAAAUGGAUCAGGAACGAACCGGGAGCUGUAGAACAUUCCCACGUUGCAGAGUUUGUUUGCUUUCUAAAAGGACAGAGUACUGAAUGGAAGGAACAUGAAGAAAAAACCAGAAGGGCAAUCAAACAAGUGGUAAAAUGGGACAUCACCAAAGAAAACCCGCUAGGUGCAGUUGUGUUGCCCCAAGCAGAUUGUCUGACCAGCUGGUAUUAUUUGGAGGCCGUUAGCAAAGACCAAUACAUGUACAUAAACCUUCUAAAGAAAUUCUCAUCCCUUCUGAAGAUUGGAGGUCACCUGUUCCUGUUUGCAGCAAUCAACGUCAGUUAUUACACGAUCGGCCAACACAAGUUUGCUGCGCUGAAGUGCGAUGAAGAGUUUAUACGAAAGGCUAUUACUGAAGCUGGGUUUAUUAUUGAGAGCUCUCAAACACACAAGAGCAAUCUGAAAUCACAAAUGAUCGAUUAUGAAUCAGUUGCCUGUUUUGUGUGUCGUAAAGACAGGCUGGUUUAGCCACAGUUAGGCACAGUAAUCAUCAUGCAUUAUUAUCUGGUCUAUGUUUGAUGAGUGCCCUUGAUGUCUAAAAUAUAUCCUAAUCUACUGGGGUUAUGGGAAUAUUGCCAUUCAAAUAAAAUAGUCAUUAUGCUUGAAA